GAGAUUGCCGCGGAGUAUAAAAGAACCUCGGGGACCGAAUACAUCAUUCAAAACAGCGAGAACAACCAAAGCAUCAGCACCAUGAAAUUUUUGAUCCUCUUCUUUGCCCUCUUCGCCGUGGCGGCUGCAUUACCACAAUGGGGUGGAGGAUUUGGUGAUCAACAGCAACAGCAGCAGGGAGGAUUCGGCGGUGGAUUCGGAGGUGGAUUUGGUGAUCAACAGCAACAGCAGCAGGGAGGAUUCGGAGGUGGAUUUGGAUUUGGUGAUCAACAGCAACAGCAACAGCAGGGAGGCUGGUUUAGACGCGCUAUUCACUGA
This is a messenger RNA of Drosophila eugracilis, 318 nucleotides long. RefSeq names its product heterogeneous nuclear ribonucleoprotein A1. The coding region runs from base 82 to 318 and encodes 78 amino acids. The transcript has 2 exons. Lineage: Eukaryota; Metazoa; Arthropoda; Insecta; Diptera; Drosophilidae. The record is from RefSeq and is a predicted model, not a curated record.